UGGGGUGGGGGCAUGCGCAGUAGCAGCUCGCCCUUGCCCGAGCCGCUGAGAGGAAUCGCGCGCGUCCAGAGGCCUCGACACUCACCAACCGCCACCAACCGUCUUCCCCCCUCCGCUCCCGGCGACAGUGAUGGCCGCUCGCCUCCUCUCCUCGCUCCGCUGCAGGGCUCUGCUGCCCUCGCUCCGGGCCGCUGCCGUCAGGGGCUACGCCGAGGCGGCGCCGGCCUCCGCCCCCGCCGGCCAGAUGGCCUUCACCUUCGCUUCGCCCUCAAAGGUCUUCUACAAAGAAGCCAAUGUGAAGCAAGUUGACAUUCCAACGUUGACGGGAAACUUCGGCAUUCUUUCCUCUCACGUACCUACGCUGCAGGUGCUGAAACCCGGCGUCGUGACCGUCUUCGACGAAGAAGGUGCAGCAACCAAGUACUUUGUCAGCAGCGGUUCUGUAUCCGUGAAUGCAGACAACUCGGUUCAGUUGUUGGCUGAAGAGGCAGUGCCAUUGGAUUAUCUAGAUAUAAAUGCAGCGAAGGCGAACUUGGCGAGUGCACAGGCAGAGCUGUCAUCUGCAGCUGAUGAGGUGGCUCGGGCAGAGGCCUUAAUCAGUAUAGAAGCUACUGAAGCAAUCAUCAAGGCACUGGAGUAGCUGGAUUAUUGGGUAAGAGCUUAUUUGACUCUCGCUCUCUCCGUGGGCAGGAUGAUGUCUAUCUAUCAUGGUUAUAUUGCUGGACCUUGGUUUGGACAGAAGACCAUACUGUACAGAUAUACAGAUAAUUGAGCCAAAUAAACUUUCUAUAACCAUCA
This is a messenger RNA of Callorhinchus milii (elephant shark), 798 nucleotides long. It is a transcript of the gene atp5f1d, whose product is annotated as ATP synthase F1 subunit delta. The record is from RefSeq and is a predicted model, not a curated record. Bases 131 to 640 code for a protein of 169 amino acids. Gene Ontology annotation, biological process: proton motive force-driven ATP synthesis. The transcript is spliced from 5 exons. Lineage: Eukaryota; Metazoa; Chordata; Chondrichthyes; Chimaeriformes; Callorhinchidae. Gene Ontology annotation, molecular function: proton-transporting ATP synthase activity, rotational mechanism.